Molecule: messenger RNA, 2015 nt
Organism: Tetranychus urticae (two-spotted spider mite)
Lineage: Eukaryota; Metazoa; Arthropoda; Arachnida; Trombidiformes; Tetranychidae
Product: CAP-Gly domain-containing linker protein 1
Biological process (GO): cytoplasmic microtubule organization
Cellular component (GO): cell cortex; nucleus; microtubule plus-end
Molecular function (GO): microtubule plus-end binding
Source: RefSeq, a predicted model, not a curated record
UACAAUUUUUGCGUUCAUCACUUGCUAUCACAACAGCAAACCGUAAUCAAAGCAAAAAAUCAUCAAUCAAAAGAGAGAGAGAAAGAUAGAGAUUUGGAGAAAAAUUAGUGAAAUCAGUUUGUAUGAAUUUUUAGCAAACCUUAGUUAUUUUUGUGAAAUAAUCGUUGUUAAUCAAACUGUAUGUAACCAAAUAUGAUCUGUAACUCUUGUGGCUUAACAAAGGAUAAAAAGUUCAUAACAACAGCCGAAAAAUUACAAUCAAAAUCAAACUCUUUAUCCUCUUGUCCGAUAAAAUCAUGCUUGAAGAAGCGAUCAUCAAUACCACCUUCACCUCCACCUCCAACCAUUAGUCAGUCUAACUCUUCCAAUUCCUCUUCCACAUCAACAUCAACAUCUUCACUAUUGUUUUCCUCGCCCGAAACCAUUUUAGCCCAAUGUGAUGAAUCCUUAGCUAAACUUCGUCUCACUUUUACAGAUGGGUUAAUCGAUGAUUACAUAGUUGGUGAUCGAGUCUGGGUCGAUGGCAACAAACCUGGUUACAUCCAGUUUAUCGGUGAAGUGCACUUUGCUGAUGGUGAUUGGGCUGGUGUUGUUCUUGAUGACGCACUUGGUAAAAACGCUGGUUCCGUGAGUGGCAGAAGGUACUUUUACUGUGAACCAAAACGAGGUUUAUUUUGUAGACUCGGCAGACUUUCUCGGUAUCCAUAUUCAUUUGGUAAAUCAACUCCAGAUUCCGGGAUAUCUGGUGACAAUGAAGGUGAUCCAAUAGCUAAAGGACUUCGUCGUCAAUUUAAAUCGACAAACUCCUUCUCACGAGGAGGCUCACCAAGUCGAUCUCUUAGCUCGGAUCGUAGUCGAUCAUUGAGUAGAUCAGUGAGUCGAUCACCUGAAUCGUCACGCUGGUUGUCAUCUUAUUCGGAAACAAUGCAUCAUGACCCUCGAUGUCCAUCAGCUCUUUCCUCUUCAACUCGUCGAACUGUGUCUCCAAAACGUCAUCGCUCUGUUAGUCCUUUAUCUCGAUAUAAUUGGGUAAACGAUGAGGAUCUGAAUGAUAUUAUGCACGAUGACUAUAAUUACGAUACAAAGACAUCAAAAGUUUAUUCUUAUACACUCCCUCGCAAGCCUGCUUCAACAUUCACAACCGUUUCUACUGUUACAACCACUGUUGAUGGUCAAUACAAGCCUGGUCCACUUCGCCUUGGUGAUAAGGUUUUCGUCAAUUCCUCUAAAGGUCUUCUUACUGGUCGACUUAGAUUCCUUGGAACCACUCAUUUUGCACCUGGACAAUGGGCUGGUGUUGAAUUAGAUGAACCACAUGGUAAAAAUGAUGGACAAGUUGCUGGUAAAAGAUACUUCACUUGUCGAUCUAGAUAUGGAUUAUUUGCUCCAGCCUACAAAGUCGUUAAAGCUGAUCCCAAUCGGAUGACGACAGUAACCAAAACCAUUCGAAAUGGACCAAAAUUUUGAGAAUCCAUGGUCAACCAAUGUUUACCUGAUUAGAGUUGAUCACUGAAGUAGGAUCUGAUUAUCCUUAUUGACGUAAAUUGAGCAAAAUGGUAAAGCCACGCAAAGAGAUUAACAUUUGGAUUACAACCUUUGAUGAAUGCUUUUUCUGUUUCUUUUUGGCACUCUUCUAACUUAAUCGAAAUCCAUUGAUUGAUAUUGGACAAACAACUAAAGAUUCAUGGACCUAACCAGUACCAUAGUUAUUAAUAAGGAUACAACCUAAUUGCGAAUUAGCUUCAAUCAAAGUUUAAUUUUGUGUUCACUACCUUUUUGUUUUGUCUACUGAUUCCUUCAUCUAUUCAUUAUUGGAUCAGUGCCCUGUUAACCAGCUAACUUUAUAUACAAUUUCAGCCUAAAACUCCUGUAAUUGGACUUUUGAUUACAAUUUCAUCGACAUUUUUUAUUUAUACUUUGAUUAAAUUUUUCGUUUGUCAGUGUCAGCAGCAAAAAAACCAAUGUAUUUCGCGUUUCAUCGAUUCAUUAUUAAACAGUUUUUCAAAUGAAUUAAA